Molecule: messenger RNA, 2786 nt
Organism: Mirounga angustirostris (Northern elephant seal)
Lineage: Eukaryota; Metazoa; Chordata; Mammalia; Carnivora; Phocidae
Gene: DRC11L
Product: IQ motif containing with AAA domain 1 like
Exons: 19
Coding region: 1-2541 (846 amino acids)
Molecular function (GO): protein binding; ATP hydrolysis activity; ATP binding
Source: RefSeq, a predicted model, not a curated record
AUGAACCAUAGCCGGUCUUCCCCCCCUUCCCCCCCCCCACUCCUCCGAGGCGCAGAUCCGAGGCCUGCUGCCCCCCUCCUCUCCAGAGCUUACCAGCGCCUCUGGGACUCCUCCCACGUGACCCUGCAAGAGCUGCUGGACCAGGAGCAGGCCCUGCUCGAACCCGUGCCCCCCAGGGAGCGGCAGUCGUUCCAAUACAGGCUCUCGUCGAUCUACCUGCACUACCUGGGGCUGAUGCGCCGGUUCGACACCCUCUACGACCAGAUGGUGCAGCCGCAGAAGCGGCGGCUGCUGCGGCGGCUGCUGGACAGCGUGGCGGGCCGCGUGCUGGAGCUCAAGGACGACCUGGUGCGCGCCGACCUGAGCGAGUACCACUGCCUGGACCGCGUGCUGCAGGACCUCAAGCUCACCCCGGCAGACCUGGAGGUUCCAAUCCCCAAAUACUUUCUGCUGGAGCAGUCCACCAUUCUGAAGGAGCGAGGGCUGAUGCUGGCAGAGAUCCUGUCCAGAAUGGAGCCAGUGACCUCUGAGGGGGGUUUUCCAGAAAUGCACCGGACCGAGGCCAUAAUCCUACUGCAAAGGGCUGAGCGGGCUAGGCAAGGCCGGCUCCGAGCCACCUUCAUGCGAGAGAUUCGGAAAGAGGAGGAGCGCGAUAGGAAGAUUCGAGAGGACAGUUGGCACAAGUUCAAUCAGGACCAAGCGGCUAUCACCAUACAGAAGGUGUGGAAGGGUUACCUGCAGAGGAGACGUACUCAGCAAGACCGGCGAACGGAGAUGGAGUUCAUUGGCAUGCUCCCCUCGCCACCCAACCAGGUGGGGAAUGUGGGUGUCGUGUGUCAAGCCGGCUUCGGGGAGGAUAUCCGGAGGAUCCGCCAGACAGAGAAGGAGGAAGAGUUCCAGUUGGCGAUGGUGAAGACCCAUGACUCUCUCAAAGAGACAGAGGGGCCCGACAUGAAGGAGAAAUUGAAGGAGCAGAUCCGACAGUGGUUUAUUGAGUGCCAUGCCCUUACUGGCCGAUUCCCUGAUUAUCCAGAUGAGUCUGUAGGUGGAUCCUACCUGAUCUUUGCAGACAAGACUCCAGAACAGGUAAAAAUGGAACUGGAGGCACAGAUCCAGGAGAGCAAAAAAAAGGACCAAGAGAAAAACAAGGAAAAAGAAAAGGAGAAAAAAGAGAGGAAGCAGAAGAAAGGGAAGAAAGAGAAGACCAGGAAGGGGGAAGCAGACACAAUGCUGAAAGUGUGGCCAUCCAAAUUUAUACCUGUGAUUAAUGCCGGACAUGAGGAGUACAUAAACCUGUGGAGGAACCAGUAUGAGAGUAUAUACCCGAAACAGAGUUUUGACCCCGAGACGCUCCGGAUGGAGAAGAGGAAGGAAGUAGAGCAGGAGAUCCGGAUACAGGUGGAUGAGCUGAUGCGUCAAGAGCUGAAGACCCUGCGCCUGGCCGUGGACAGGGAGGAGGGGAGACCCUUGAAGUAUCCGAAGAAAAAGACUGGGAAGAAAGCUGGGAAGAAGAAGAAGGAAAAAGAUCUGACCCCAAACAGGUCCGUGGACUCUCUGUUUGAAGAGCUCGUGGUCUUUGGCUUUCUAAGGAAGAGCGAGACAGUGGCCUUGAAAGAUUACAUCGGUGACUACCUCUAUCUUGGAUCCAUUCUGAACCUGGCAAACAAGUUGCCUAUGCCUUCCCUGUUUGACAUACGACAGAAUGUGGCCUUGUAUGGGGUCCUUCGGCUUGGCUCCCCAGAUAUACACUCCAUGGCUCCCCUCAUCCGCUCCAUCCUCCUGGUGGGCCCCUCUGGCAUGGGGAAGAAGAUGCUGGUCAAGGCCGUGUGCACAGAAACUGGUGCCAACCUGUUUGACCUGUCACCUGGCAACCUGCAGGGCAAAUAUCCUGGCAAGAUGGGGGUGCAGAUGAUAGUUCAUAUCGUCUUUAAGGUGGCUCGACUCUUACAGCCCUCCGUGAUCUGGAUUGGGAAUGCCGAGAAGAAUUUCUAUAAGAGGGUCCCAAAAGAAGAGAAGGAGAUGGACCCAAAGCGAAUAAAGAAGGAUCUCACCAAAGCCCUGCGACUGCUGGGCCCAGGAGACCGUGUGAUGCUGAUAGGGACAACUGACCAGCCGCAUCUGGCCGAGAUGAAGGGGCUGUGCCGGACCUACGAACGGAUCCUCUACAUGCCGCGGCCUGAUUACGCUUGUCGCUACGUGCUCUGGAGGCAGAUGAUAGAGGCCCAGGGGGUCCAGGUGACCCAGAACCUAGACAUCAGUGCCCUGGCCAAGGUGUCUGAUGGCUACACACCCGGUCACAUUCUCCAAGCCAUCCACUCAGUGCUGACCGAGCGGCGGGUCCUGCAGCUGUCCAAGCGGCCCCUGGUGGCCUCAGAGUUCCUGGGGCAUCUGGCCAAGCUGGAGCCCGUGUACCGGGAGGAGGAGGAGUCCCUGAAGGACUGGUACUUCAAGACUCCACUGGGCAAGAGGAGGCUAAAACUCAUCAAGGACCAGGACGCUGAGGAAGCCAAGCUGGCGAAGGAGAAGAAGAAAAGGAAGUGAUGGUUGAGGCCAGGGUGCCCGAGGUUGGCAGGGGGACUGGGCGGCUCCCAGCCGUGGAGGGCCUGUGGCAGAGGCAUAAACGGCCACGCAGCUCGGGGAGCGGCUCUCUCUGUCCAUCUCCGCGCUUCCCGCCCCUGCUCCGCGCCCCCUGCCUGUGCCCAGCCUCCCCCUCUCGCCCCACCCCUGCUGGCCCUCCGUCCUCACCCACUCACAGCCUUCACCCUCAGGCCCCAGAGCCCUGUCCU